AUGUUCUCUCAGCGAGUUCGGCUUGCAAAGUACCCUCUUCAGGAUGUUGCUGACAGUGCAGACCAUGAUUGGCAACAACACGAUGCACCUCUCGAAGACUUCCAGACAGGUAAUGCAUCAUGCCUACCACCGAUGAUCUCAAAAGAUACUCAGGUCUUUAUCAUAGCUGUAAACGAGAAGCAUACUAGCGCGAAUGUGCAAUUUAAAAAUUGGUUGGUGAACCAUUUUUGUAUGCCGCAUCUAUGGUGGUCCAACUAUAUCGACAAUGCGAACGGGUAUUUUGGUUGCGAGGCAACUCACAAUGAAGACACAAUGACUGGAUUUAAUACCUGGGCCUACUUCGAAACCAAGCAUCUGGCCAAGGAUUUGACCUACUCCUGGUCAAAGAUCAAGAUAUUCACACGAUGGUUACCCUCGACUAACCAAACGGGAAUUAUACUGUUUGACACGUCCGAAGAUAUGUUGAAAUCGAACUUUCACCCCGACCCCGACCGAAUGAAUGACCCCUUCUGGGUGUACACUCGUAUCUUGGAAGAUGUUGCCCGUCUAGACGAGGCCACAGUAUGGGACAUCCGAAACCACGUCCGAGAGCUGGAAAAAGUGAAAUUGCAAUCAGGUCAAAAGCCACAGCCCGAUUAUCGACGCUUGCACGAUAUCGCUCGACAUGCGAUCCAUGUGACCGAAGCUCUCGAAGUGACGGUUCAGAAUAUUGACCAAAUUGGAAGACAACACGAGAUCUUUGUUGAUUCCUGGAAGAAUAGCAGGGCGACAGCAGCUCACCAAGAAGUUUCCCGAAGGCUAGCAUUCUUCAAAAGCUACAUUGACAGCGCACGGCAACGCUCAAUCUCGAACGAGAAAAGACUGCAAAAUGAAAUUCAGCUAGCAUUUAAUGUCGUUGCUCAGCAUGAUGCAGGUAUUACUGUUGAAAUCAGCCGUGCUGCUCGUUCAGACAGCGCAACUAUGAAGACUCUUGCCUUUGUCACACUCACAUUUCUACCUCCCACUUUCAUCUGUGCACUCUUCAGCAUGUCAUUCUUUCAUUACGACAGUGGUGAGGGUUGGGCUGUCUCGAACCAAAUCUGGAUAUAUUGGGUGAUUGCUGUUCCGACUACGAUUGCAACUGCUUUGGUGUGGAAUUACUGGCCAACGCUCUUUUCGAGUACCUCAGAGAGUCUUCAUAAUGUGGAGGCAACUCAAUCCCUCCCUAAGUAA
Molecule: messenger RNA, 1212 nt
Organism: Penicillium maclennaniae
Lineage: Eukaryota; Fungi; Ascomycota; Eurotiomycetes; Eurotiales; Aspergillaceae
Exons: 3
Coding region: 1-1212 (403 amino acids)
Source: RefSeq, a predicted model, not a curated record